This is a messenger RNA of Lodderomyces orthopsilosis Co 90-125, 690 nucleotides long. RefSeq lists its product as uncharacterized. Bases 1 to 690 code for a protein of 229 amino acids. NCBI's taxonomy places the organism in Eukaryota, Fungi, Ascomycota, Pichiomycetes, Serinales, Debaryomycetaceae. The transcript has a single exon. The record is from RefSeq and is a predicted model, not a curated record.
AUGAGAAUUCUAACUGUUCCACACAUUCCGAACUCUCAACUGUCAGGCUCAACACUGCCAGCAGAUAAUGUAUCAGCUGGAAUAGCUUUGGAGAGCAUAUUGAACGGAAUGAAAAGAGAACCCCCGGAGUAUGAAGCAAAUACAUCUUCAAACACGAAAAGCUCAAGUGACAUCAAAAACGAGACUAAUAUGGUCACAAAUCCUAUGGAUGAAGAAGAAAGUAGUGAUGAGGAAGAAUUCUACCUGUUAGAUCCAAACCAAAUAGAGUUUGAUACCCUGGUAUUUUGUGGUCCAAUUGAAAAGGGGAGAGACAUAGACCCCUUCUCUCUUGAAUUAUCGUUUAAUAUAUUAGCUCAAGAGCAUCUUGAAUUUGAAUUUGAAGCAGGUUUGGACCAAGAGAGAAGCAAGCAGAAAGCAUGUUUAUCUAAUGUUGAAUCUUGCCUUGCCGAUUGUGAAUUGGAAGCUGAUUCCAUCCCGGUGGUCAAUUUCGAUGUACAAGAUCUUGAAAUUGAGACAACAAAACUGAGAAUUCGGUAUUUAUUGGUUGAGAGAGAAGCUUGUUGCCUUUUGAUCGAGGCACUAAUUCGCCAAAUAUCAAAUUUGAAGAGCAUUGUGGCUUGUCUUGAUGAUUGUAUUCUUUCUCCAAUUUUGGAUGAGUUACUGUCAGAAGAAGAUGAACAGAGUAUAUAG